CUUGUACAAUCCGUACGAGACGGAGGUUAAAUAAAAAUAUAACAGCGUUUAUAAGUAAUGAAAUGAAUAUGUGGAAUAUAAUUAUUAUGAUGCGGGUCGAAUGGGUGUGAUACUAGGAUAAAUGAAUAUUUUAAAAAUCUAAAGUUCAUGUAACAUUCCAACAUAAAUCAUCACAAGCAGAAAAAUGGGCCUCCUAACUGAUCCAAGAGCCGGAAACGGAGAAAUGGCUAAAUUUAUAUUAAAAUAUGAAAAAUUACUGUGUUACCUUUUGUAUUUUGCAGGGAUCAUUUGGAUGAUGCUUUUAGCUUUACCUCAAUUUAAUGAUAACACAUAUUACUCAGAAAAUGCAUUACUUCCUGGAUUAGUUAAAAAAGAAAGCAAUCUCAUGCCAUCUGCAAAACAGUUUCAUCAUGAAUUGUUGUCAGAAAGAGAACGGUUUUCAGAUCAAAUGCCAUAUGCAUGGAUAUUAGCAAAAUUUCAUCAGUUGCAUUUAGAUGUUUUUACACAUAAUUUCACUUUGAAUUAUCCUUUUCGUAAUCAAAAGUAUACUGGGCAGAAUAUUUAUGGAAUUGUAAGAGCUCCGAGAGCAGCAAGUACUGAAGCAAUAGUUGUAAGUGUCCCUUAUCGCCCUAUUACAAGUAUUCAUGCUGAUACUACACCAUCUAUAGCUUUACUAUUAGCUUUUGCUCAAUUUUGUCGUAAGCAAAAAUAUUGGGCAAAAGAUAUUAUAUUCCUUGUAACAGAGCAUGAACAAUUAGGAAUGCAAGCAUGGCUAGAUGCUUAUCAUGGUGUGACUAGUGGACAUGAUGGUGUUCUUAUUUCUGGAGAUCUUACUGGCAGAGCCGGUUCUAUUCAAGCAGCUUUAAAUUUGGAAUUACACUCAAUGACUAUAACAUCUAUUGAUGUAAAGGUAGAAGGAUUGAAUGGGCAGCUACCAAAUUUGGACUUAUUUAAUUUAGCUCAAAAUAUGAUUAGUAAAGAAGGUAUACGUAGAACAUUCCAACGGCGCUUUGACACGUAUGAAAAAGAUAAAGUCAAGAAAUGGUGGUACCAAUUUUAUACUUUAAUGUCAAUGAUAUUAACUCAAGCAACUGGUAUACCAACAGGAAAUCAUGGCCUAUUUCAUAGGUAUGGCAUAGAAGCAGUAUCAUUAGAAGGCUUUGACAAUUCCAAAGAUGGUGCUCCACGUAAUUUUUAUCAUGUUGGAAGAGUUGUAGAAAGUGUAGUUCGAUCAUUAAACAAUUUAUUAGAACGAUUUCAUCAAUCUUUUUUCUUUUACAUACUGCCAUGCACUGAUAGAUAUAUAUCUAUAGCACUAUAUAUGCUUUCUCUAGUAUUAAUGAUGGCAGGUGUGUUCAUAAAAGCUUUUGCUAUUUGGUUAAGAUUGCAAGACUCUACUACCAAUCAAACAGAUGAAAAGAAGAUUAGUAGUAAUUUGAAAAAUAGUCCUCAGCAGGGAACAGAAUUCAAUGUUGGAAGUAUAGCUUCAGAGAUUCUUUGGACCCAUACUGUAGGAGUCAGUUUAAUGGCGUCUCCAAAAUUUCUAACUUCAAUUCUUAUGCAUCACUUGAGUUUGAGAACAGAAGACGCCAUAUACUACAGUUUCUCAACAAUUACGCUUUUAUCUAUUUUGUGGCCAAUUUUCAACAUGAAAAGACUAUCAAAAUAUAGCAAUACUGCUCUUGUUUGCGUAAUCACGUGUGUUGAAUUUGCAACAGCUUUAAUGUGUAUUGCAAUGCACAAUUUUUCAUUAGCAUUUCUUGCAGCACUUCUUUAUGUUCCAAUAGUAUUAGCUAUAAAUCCAAAACAUCGUGUUUCAAGCAGGUUUCGGAAGUUUCUUUACUUUAUAUGGCCUAUUCUUCAUCCAUUCUUCGUAACGACCUGUACAAUAAUCAUUUACUCAUUUAUAAAUUUUGGAGAUGAGUUGAUCAAAAACGUUCUAGUGAGAUCUUUACAAGCUACAAAACAUGCAUUUGUUUUAAGCAUUAUAGACUCAAUGAUUUAUGGCAAUUGGUUCUAUAAUGUAACUGUAGCAUUAAUGUUACCUAUUUGGCUCUUAUAUUGGAAUGUGAUCAGUAGAAAUACAAAGAAUCAUGUUUAGUGUGUAAUACUGAUUAAUUGAUGUUUUCUAAAUUGAAAUAAAUAGCUAAGAACGAUCAAUAAAAAAACUUAAAUGUAACACAGUGCAAGUGCUACAAGAGCCAUACAAAUUUUAUUAAAUUCAUGAAUUAAAUAAA
Messenger RNA from Phymastichus coffea, 2237 nucleotides. RefSeq names its product glycosylphosphatidylinositol anchor attachment 1 protein (gene GAA1). Gene Ontology annotation, cellular component: membrane; GPI-anchor transamidase complex. The coding region runs from base 185 to 2101 and encodes 638 amino acids. The record is from RefSeq and is a predicted model, not a curated record. Gene Ontology annotation, biological process: attachment of GPI anchor to protein. Lineage: Eukaryota; Metazoa; Arthropoda; Insecta; Hymenoptera; Eulophidae. The transcript has 12 exons.